AUGCUUGAAGGUAAAUUUGAUGAGGCCGCUCUUUUGAAGAAAAUUGUUGACUCAAUUAAAGACAGUGUUAAGUUGUGUAACUUCAACUGUACUGAGCAUGGGAUCACUGUGCAAGCUGUAGAUGACUCGCGUGUGUUAUUGGUCUCUUUGCUCGUUGGCCAAUCUGCUUUCAGUGAAUACAGAUGUGACAGAGACAUCACAUUGGGAAUUGACUUGGAAUCGUUUUCCAAGAUCAUUAAGUGUGGUAACAAUGAAGAUUACUUGACCUUGUUGGCAGAAGACUCUCCAGAUAAUGUGAUGACAAUCUUCGAAGACAAGAAGAAGGAAAGAGUCAGUGAAUACUCAUUGAAGUUAAUGGACAUUGACUCUGAAUUCUUGAAGAUUGAUGACAUGGACUACGACACCGUCAUAACCAUGCCAAGUGGUGAAUUCUCCAAGAUCGUCAGAGACUUGAAGAACUUGAGUGAAUCUUUAACCAUCAUAGUCACCAAGGACUCCGUCAAAUUCACCUCUGAAGGUGAGCUGGGAACCGGAUCUGUCGUGUUGAAGCCAUACACUGAUAUGGAUCACCCUGAAGAAUCCAUCAAGGUUAACUUGCUGUCGCCAGUCAACUUGACCUUCGGUUUAAAGUACUUGAGUGAUAUCAUCAAGGCUACCAGCUUGAGUGGAACCAUCACGAUAAAGUUGGCUGACAAGACCCCAGCCUUAUUCGAGUAUAAGUUAGAUGCCGGUGGUUACUUGAGGUUCUACCUUGCACCAAAGUUCGAUGAAGAUGAUUAA
This is a messenger RNA of Dujonia railenensis, 780 nucleotides long. Lineage: Eukaryota; Fungi; Ascomycota; Pichiomycetes; Serinales; Debaryomycetaceae. The record is from the annotation of a GenBank genome assembly.